Molecule: messenger RNA, 816 nt
Organism: Aspergillus niger
Lineage: Eukaryota; Fungi; Ascomycota; Eurotiomycetes; Eurotiales; Aspergillaceae
Exons: 5
Coding region: 1-816 (271 amino acids)
Molecular function (GO): acyltransferase activity, transferring groups other than amino-acyl groups
Source: RefSeq, a predicted model, not a curated record
AUGCCCAUCAAAGUAACAGACCUCACCGAGGCAGAUAUUCCCGCCGCCAUUGAGAUCAUUCAGACGGCAUUUGCGGAAGAUCCGUAUUUCAAGUGGGUGUUUGAUGCUGAGAAUUUCAACAAACAACGGAAUCACGAUUCAUUAGCCGUCCGAUGUCGCUGGGGAAUUAACAAUGCCAUCUUCCAGGUUGCCAAAGACAUCAGCACCACCACAGAAGCAGGAAAAGAAGGGAAUGAGAGAGUAGUCGGCGUCUCCUGCUGGCUCCCACCCCAACCCCCUCACAUGCCCGAAACCUGGUACAGCUGGACGCAAAGCUGGCUACUCAGUUGGCGGCAGAUGCUCAACAACGUGUGGCAUUUCGGCCGGGGCGGACUGCGCACGAACCGGUACUGGAUCUGGAAGGAGCGGCAGCAUGAAGCGCAAAGCCAGAUCUGGGAUGAUCCGAAAGGAUACUAUUUUUGCAACAUAGUGGCAGUCCGCCCCGAUUGUCAGGGUUUGGGGGUAGGGAGGAAGCUUUUCGAAGCGGUGACGGAUCGGGCGGAUCAAGAGGGCGUGAAGUGUUAUUUGGAGAGUUCGAGGAAUGUGCCCAAUGUGCAGAUUUAUGAGAAGAUGGGGUUUGAGAUGAGGAAAGAGAUGGAGUGUAGGGAUGGGAGGGAUGUUUGUAUGUUUCUGUGGAGGGGGAGGAGGAGAAGGGAGGUGGAGGGUGAAACGGGGGUGUUGCAUCAGAUGGCUAACUUGCGGCAGCUCUAUUGUAUGAAACUAGAUGGUUGGAUGUACUUUGUAGCAGAUAGAUUAGAUAUAUCAUUGGUCAGUUGA